Molecule: messenger RNA, 1669 nt
Organism: Bemisia tabaci
Lineage: Eukaryota; Metazoa; Arthropoda; Insecta; Hemiptera; Aleyrodidae
Product: tubulin alpha-1 chain
Biological process (GO): microtubule-based process
Cellular component (GO): microtubule
Molecular function (GO): structural constituent of cytoskeleton; GTP binding
Source: RefSeq, a predicted model, not a curated record
GGUAAACGGCGUAACGGCCAUCCGCCAUAUUGAAUUAGUCAGAUCGUUGUCGUGUGCAAAGCCGCUCCGUUGUUCGCAGCUUCGCACACUCCCGAGUUUCUAGUCCUCAACCUACUUUACUUUCCGUGGAUUUCGAAUUCACCUCAUUCAAAAUGCGUGAAUGUAUCUCAGUGCAUGUCGGGCAAGCAGGAGUCCAGAUUGGUAAUGCCUGCUGGGAGCUGUACUGCCUUGAGCAUGGCAUCCAGCCUGACGGUCAGAUGCCCUCUGAUAAGACUAUUGGUAGUGGAGACGACAGUUUUAACACUUUCUUCAGCGAGACUGGAGCUGGAAAGCAUGUUCCCCGAGCUGUGUUCGUAGAUCUGGAACCCACUGUUGUUGAUGAAGUCAGAACAGGCACAUAUAGACAGCUGUUCCACCCUGAACAGUUGAUCACUGGAAAGGAAGAUGCCGCCAACAAUUACGCACGUGGUCAUUACACCAUUGGAAAGGAAAUUGUAGACAUAGUAUUGGACCGCAUCCGUAGAUUAGCUGACCAAUGUACUGGUCUCCAGGGUUUCCUAAUCUUCCACUCCUUCGGUGGUGGUACCGGAUCUGGUUUCACCUCCCUUCUCAUGGAACGACUCUCAGUUGACUAUGGCAAGAAGAGUAAAUUGGAAUUUGCUAUUUACCCUGCACCUCAGGUAUCUACCGCUGUUGUUGAACCCUACAAUUCCAUCCUAACCACGCACACUACCCUGGAACACUCCGACUGCGCCUUUAUGGUCGACAAUGAAGCCAUCUACGACAUCUGCCGCCGUAACUUAGACAUUGAGCGCCCCACAUACACCAACCUCAACAGGCUCAUUGGUCAAAUCGUCUCCUCUAUCACAGCUUCCCUCCGAUUCGAUGGUGCCCUUAACGUUGACUUGACUGAGUUCCAGACUAACCUGGUCCCAUACCCACGUAUCCACUUCCCUUUGGUCACCUACGCCCCUGUUAUUUCUGCUGAAAAGGCUUACCAUGAACAGCUUUCUGUUGCUGAGAUCACCAAUGCCUGUUUUGAGCCUGCCAACCAGAUGGUCAAGUGUGACCCCCGUCACGGUAAAUACAUGGCCUGUUGUAUGCUGUACCGAGGAGAUGUUGUGCCCAAAGACGUCAAUGCUGCUAUCGCAACCAUCAAGACCAAGAGAACCAUCCAAUUCGUUGACUGGUGUCCCACUGGGUUCAAGGUUGGUAUCAACUACCAACCACCUACCGUUGUUCCGGGUGGAGAUCUUGCCAAGGUCCAGAGAGCCGUGUGCAUGUUGUCCAACACCACCGCCAUUGCUGAAGCUUGGGCCCGUCUUGACCACAAGUUCGACCUGAUGUAUGCAAAACGCGCCUUUGUUCACUGGUACGUGGGAGAAGGUAUGGAAGAAGGAGAAUUCUCAGAAGCUCGCGAGGACUUAGCUGCCCUUGAGAAGGACUACGAGGAAGUUGGCAUGGACUCAGUCGAAGGUGAAGGUGAAGGAGCCGAAGAAUAUUAAUAAUGAAGAAAAUUCUCAACAAAACGGAAAAUGCUUUAUCGUCUGCUUUGAUUAUUUCUUAAGUACUGUUGCUUGUCUUGUGUUCCUUUAUGUUAUGUGAUGUUAUUUUCAUUUUUUUACAUUUUUCAAGUAUUGUUACGAAUUAAAAGAGAAUGAGAGAAUCA